Messenger RNA from Kuraishia capsulata CBS 1993, 2577 nucleotides. RefSeq lists its product as uncharacterized. The record is from RefSeq and is a predicted model, not a curated record. The transcript has 2 exons. NCBI's taxonomy places the organism in Eukaryota, Fungi, Ascomycota, Pichiomycetes, Pichiales, Pichiaceae. Gene Ontology annotation, molecular function: DNA binding; protein binding; transcription regulator activity. Bases 1 to 2577 code for a protein of 858 amino acids. Gene Ontology annotation, cellular component: MBF transcription complex; SBF transcription complex.
AUGAGUUUUGACAAGAUAUACACGAUCAGCUACUCGAAUAUGGAGGUCUACGAGAGCGUGAUCAGAAACAACACGCCCAUAAUGAGAAGACGGUCGGACAACUGGGUUAAUGCCACUCAGAUUCUUAAGGCUGCUGACUUUGGAAAGCCCCAGAGAACGAGAAUUUUGGAAAAGGAGGUCCACAAGUCCCUUCACGAGAAGAUCCAGGGUGGUUACGGGCGUGUUCAGGGUACCUGGGUGCCUUUGGAGAUGGCCAGACACCUGGCGGAUAUCUACGGGCUGAAGCGGGACGAAGUUUAUGUGCUUUACUAUGAUCCGGCUUCUGAUGGGCCCAUUCCGAAAAGGGACAAACCUGUCGUGAUCGAGAUCUCUUCCGAGGCAAGUGCCAAACUGAAUAAGAGGAAAGUUCCUGCUACAGCAAAAUCGUCUGCCAAAUCAACAGAUUCUUCUAGAAUUGAGAAAUCGCAAGCAGCGAACCAGCUGAAGCAGCAACAGGCCCUUCAAGACCGGUUGAGACAGCAGGCCGAGGUUCAAAUACCGUAUGCCCAGCAGUAUCAACAACAGAUACAACAACAACAACAACAACAACAACAACAGCAGCAGCAGCAGCAACAGCAACAGCAGUACGCGGCAAUGUUUACACAACCCAACAAUGCUUCCAACCAAGUUCCACAUCAGUUCAGACCUCACAAUAAUAGUCAGACGUCGCAAUCCACCAACGAAAGCUGGUCGCAGGACGAAUCAUCAGCUUCGCAGGGAAGGCGCAAUUCCGAUACUUCAUUGUCGUCCACAAACUCGCAGCAAAUGAUGAUUAUGCACAAAAACAUGGAUAUGAUGAGAAAUCAGCACUACCAACAGCAGCAACAACUUCAACUUCAACAGCCGCAGCCUCAAGUUCUUCCGCAGCAACAGCAGCACAUGGCUUCUCAGGUUGAAGAUCCUCAGGAAUAUUACACUGCCAGAUUACUGAACUACUUCAGUGUUGACAAUGCUCCUAUUCCCGAGUUUCUGUAUGCACUACCGCCUAACUUUGAUAUCAACCUUCCAAUUGAUGAUGAGGGACAUAGUCCACUCCAUUGGGCUGCUGCAAUUGCAAACCUCGAGGUUGUGGAACUUUUGAUCAAGAACAACGCGGAUCCGCUGGUUAUCAACGACAGUGGUAUGAAUGCAUUAUCCAAGUUGGUGAGCUUCAACAACGCGUAUGAACUCAAUAACUUCGAAGGUCUUCUUCAGUGUCUGAAGCACUGUCUUAUCAUCCCUGAUGCAAAUGGGCGGACUCCACUGCAUUAUAUCAUGGAUCUGGUUGGGUACCACUCCAAGCUAGAAAGCCUGUUCUAUUACUUGAACUGUAUCUUCCAGUUCAUUCACAUGACAGAGCUGGAGGCCCAGGCUUCGGGGCAAACAGAGCCCAACAAACUUCUCUCAAUUGUGUUGAGCCACAAGGAUGUCUAUGGCGAUACCGCACUACACAUUGCCGUGAGACAUGGUGAUAAGAGAUUCAUCAAGAUGUUGCUGGCCAACGGGGCAGACGUUAACAUAAAGAACAACAAGGGAGAAACGUGCAAGGACUCGAUCAGCUUUGAUCUGCUGCAAGAAGUCCACAAGGAGUACAUGCAGAGCCAAAAACCGGAGAAGAAGAAGCAGAAGCAACAGUCUCAGAGCUUCAACACUUCGCAAAUGUCAAACGUUUCGAGGGCCUCUCUGAUCUCUCAAGAUUCGUCGUUUCUCCAGGAAACCGAUUCAUUGGCAGCAGAGGUUGUUGCUGAAGCCUAUAAGAUCCCUACGAACGUGAAGACUGUAUUGGACUCCUCGCCGCCACAGACGAAGCAAACCGCUAAGAAUUCUGUACUAACUCUGAAGACUGAAAUUCCCAGCAUGUUCCAAAAACUGAAUGAGAUGAUCGACCAAGAAAUGGCAGACAGAAACGCAGAACUCCAGCACAGCGAGGAAGUUUACAGCAACAUGAUGAAAGAUAUCGAGAGGUUAGAGAGGAAGAACACUAAAAUGGUUCAGCAGAUUUUCAGAAUUGACUCGGAGCAAGCCCAGAAAUACCUUGCUGUGCAAGAAGAUCUUGCCGAGGACCCAAUUGACAUCGGUGGGUUAAAGCCUUCGACGAUGCCCAAACACGAGAUGGGCCCGAAAGCAUUGCAGUGGAAACUGAAGAAUGAGUCCAAGAGCCUGAACACAGAGCUUCAGAUGAAAUCUGAGAAAUUGUUCACGCUCUGGGAAAGGACUCAAUCGUUGGAAUUGGCCAAAUUAGUUCAUUCCCAUGAAUCUGUCACUAUGGACUCUGAGCCCGAACUGAGUGAGUCUGCACAGGUCAAGUUGGCCGUGGAGUUGUGCUCAUUACAGCUGAACCGUCGCCGCAAAAUCGCGGAAAUUUUGGACAUCAUCACACGUUCCAGUCCCACCUCGUCUCCAGAAGGUUCCGACAAGAUCUACAACUACAAAAGACUCAUCUCUGUGGCAUGCGGUCUGGCAAUUGAUGACGUUAACGAGGAUCUUUUGAACGGAUUAAAGGAUGCAUUGGUGGACAUGAAACAGAACGAUCAUCAUCAAUUGGAGCUUGCUGUUUGA